AUGGAGGAAGUUAAUGGGCAAUUUAAUUGCAGCAAAUGUUCUCAUAAAUUUGGGAUUUUCCGCUACAAGAUUCACUUUGGUGUCCAAGAUACUGCGGCACCAGACACUUUAAUUGCAUGGAACAAUGAAUGUGAACCUAUAAUUGGAAAGCCAUGUGAUGCAUUGAGGCGUGAAAUCAUGCAAAAGAAUUCAAAUAGCAUUGAACUGCCCGAGGAAAUAGACAAUAUGAUUCACAAAUCAUAUCUCUUCAAGGUGCACAUUAGAGCAAACAGGCGUAAAUUCGGGGAUGGUGAAGCAGCCUUUUCUGUUGUAAGGAUGAUUGGUGAUAAAAAUUUGGUAUCGAUAACUGGCAAAGAAGACUGCAAUGAAGAAGAAGAAGUGUCAACCCCUGUGAAGACUCGCAAAGGUAAAGAGAAGGUCGGUGACAGUUCUAAUGCAAAGAGAAAUCUAAUGGAGAUAAUUGAAGAUGAGGCAGGAUUUGUUGCCCAGUCAGCCAUUGCCAUCAAGGGCAAAGAAAAAGUGACCGAGCAAGAUGAUGAAAUGAAGGACAACUUUGAUGAAGAAUAG
This is a messenger RNA of Striga hermonthica, 567 nucleotides long. Lineage: Eukaryota; Viridiplantae; Streptophyta; Magnoliopsida; Lamiales; Orobanchaceae. The record is from the annotation of a GenBank genome assembly.